This is a messenger RNA of Strongylocentrotus purpuratus (purple sea urchin), 2861 nucleotides long. RefSeq names its product UDP-glucuronosyltransferase 2B17. The transcript has 5 exons. The record is from RefSeq and is a predicted model, not a curated record. Bases 560 to 2155 code for a protein of 531 amino acids. NCBI's taxonomy places the organism in Eukaryota, Metazoa, Echinodermata, Echinoidea, Camarodonta, Strongylocentrotidae. Gene Ontology annotation, molecular function: UDP-glycosyltransferase activity.
CCGAGCUCCCCUCAUAUUGUUUGCACAGAAAGGCAUUGUAAAGGCAUAUGCAUAUUCGUUCCUCUGUAAGGUCAUGGGCAUUGUCAAAAAAAGUUUGAUGCUCUAUAUUUUCACUGAGGUCGUGACACGUUGUUGAGUUGGCAUUAUCAAUAUGUAUAUCGAUGACUGUCUGAAGUGGAUGGUGCACGUUGGAGGUACCUAUGUAGGCCUACACCUCAUUUAUUAGUUAGGAGAAUACGUUUAUGCAACCCUGUUCUGGAACUGCUUGAUUCUAAACUUCUACUUCUACUUCUUUUUCUACUUCUUCAUCUUCUUCAGGUUUACAUCUGCCUCCUUCAGGUUUGAAGAUUCUUGCGGCGGUUGACUCAGAUCAGCGUGUGCGUUGGUAAUUGAGUUUGGAUGCAAGCAAAGAGUCUUGUCCUCGAUUUAGCUGUCCCUCUCAGUGUGUGGCCAUCACAGGAUAGCAUCGACGAGCUGUUGAAAGGGACCACUUGAAGGAUAAAAGAUAUUUUUGGCUGAUAUAUUAUAGGCCUAUAGGGGCAAUCAGAAGACAGAAACCAUGUGUGUCCUUCGAGGUUGUAUUUUGAUGAUCUCAUUGGCGGCUUGCUUGUCCCCGGUGUUCUGCGCUAAGAUACUGUGUGCGAUGUCUGCUGUUAUCAAUACUCCAAGCCAGCACAUCGUCAUGUCUGCCAUCACCGAACCUCUAGUCCAAGCGGGCCACCAAGUCGUUCUGCUUGCUCCGAAGAACAAGAUCACGAAAGGACUGUCCUCGGAAGCCGUGACUGACAAGAUCUUCUUUAAGAGUUCCCGGUCUAAAGAAGAGCACCAGGAGUUUAUGGAUAUGUUGACUGGCCUCCAGCACCGUCUAAGCAAGAGCUCGCCGAUUGAAGUCGCCCGGAUCUUCUGGGAACAUCUUCAUAUACUCGGAGAAGGUUGUUCGAAACUCUUCAAAGACCAAAAGACCUUGGACAGCCUCAAGAAGGAAAAAUUUGACCUGAUCCUGACCUUGCCUAUCGUUGGUUGCGAUGCCAUUCUGGCAGAAUACCUUGAGGUGCCUUUUAUUGUGAUCAGUCCGGUGAGGAGAUCAAUAACCGUCACUGAAGACCACUUUGGAAUUCCAGUCCCUUCUUCCUAUGUCCCGUUCAGUUUCUUCACCUCCUUCAGUGAUAGAAUGUCCUUCAAGGAGCGUCUCCUGAAUAACCUCUUCCGCGUCGUUAUCCAACCUCUGAUGGAAUUCGUGAUUACGAGUCGGAUAAGAGCCAUCAAGAAGGAGAUGAACAUCCGUCCAGAUCUCACGCUACCACAGGUUAUGGGACAGGCAGAGUUGGCCUUCGUUUAUUCGAACGUCGCCUUGGACUAUCCCCAACCCAUGGGACCCAACUGGAUACCAAUUGGGGGCAUUACGGCUAAACCGUCCAAGCCACUGACGAAGGAUUUGGAAGAGUUCGUCGAAGGCUCGGGUGAACAUGGAAUCAUCAUCUUCACAUUGGGUUCAGCUGUGACGUCACUACAGAACGAGGAACUUGCCGAAUCAAUCGCUAAAGUUUUCAGUGAGCUACCGCAGAGGGUGCUAUGGAGAUACAAAGGAAAGAGGCCCCAGAACGUGGGAAACAACACACUCAUAUCUGAUUGGCUACCACAGAAUGAUCUACUUGGACAUCCUAAGACGAGGAUGAUGAUCUACCACGGCGGGGCAGCAGGUGUCUAUGAAGCCACAACUCAUGGCGUCCCUCUCCUUAUCAUGCCGCUGGCUGCUGAUCAGAUGGGGAACGCAGCCAGAGUAGAAGCCAAAGGGUUCGGGCGAGCCGUCGAUAAGAACACGCUGACAGAGGACGAGUUCAGGGAGGCAGUCAAGGAUAUCCUCACCAACCCUAAAUAUCAGGCCGGUGCUGCGCGCGCAUCAGCCAUCAUCCGAGACUCCCUAGCCACGCCCCAAGAUACCGUUCUCUACUGGGUCGAACACAUCUUGAAAUUUGGAGGUGAUCAUCUUCGAUCUCGGGCUCUAGAACUCAACUUCAUCCAGCUGAAUUCCAUCGAUGUCAUAGUCUUUUUAUCGUUCGUUUUCUUAGCAGUAAUGUUAACCCUGAGAUGGAUAAUAUGCAGAUGUUGCCGUCGGAUGUGUGGGAGAAAGCAAACAAAAUCCAAGAAGGACUGAGUUGUAGACUACACUUUUGUGAAUGUUCAUAUCAAAAUUAUCUGAUUAUCUCAUCAUUCUUCAAAGUUGCGAGGAAGAUUAUUAUAAAAACUGUUGUAAUAACGUUGAAUGCAAUAAGGAUAACAGUUCUUUCCCUUAUAUUUUGUUCAAUGUUAUAGCAUUCGAAAUUAUUUUUUUUAAUACUAAAUGUGGAAAAUUGUUGCUAUUGAUGUAAAGUCAAGAAGACAGAAUAUAGGACUAUGUUUCAUUUCAUUUCAUUUCGUUUAUUUCCAUUUCCAACAAAAUAAAUAAAGUACAUGGGAUUGCAUUGUACAUAGUAAAACAAUGAAACUUAACAAUAUAUUUGUAAUUGGACCACAGUGUACAGCCUGAUAUGUUCCGGCUUUUGUAUACCACAAAUGAAACUCAUUUUAAAAUCUCUGCCCAACUGCAAUUUUGUCUCAUUUAAUGAAAUUGCCAAAACAAAAGACUGGUGAAUAGACUACAGUACAAUAUAAUCAGUCAUGUAGUAAAACUGAUUACUCAAUAGUUGAAUAACUUGUGCCUCUUUGUAUAUUUCAGCAUUUAAAAAGAAGUUGCCUCAUACCAAUUGGUCCUCUAUCUAUCCUUCUCUGUCUCUCUGUCUCUCUCUCUCUCUCUCUCUCAUUCUCUCUGUCUCAUGAAGCAAGUAACUUUUUGUUAAUUUUCGUCAAUUUGUGCCAUUGAA